AUGUCGCCAGCCAAAACCUUCGAUUUAUCGACACAAGCAUCCAAGCUUGUAGGUCGACUGUUUUCUGGUCAGAAUGACCAGGUUGGGUUUAUGACUUGUGCUAUUUACGACACAGCAUGGGUAUCCAUGAUCACAAAGGAUUCACCAGAAGGUCCGCAAUGGCUCUUCCCUGAGUGCUUCAACUACCUGUUGCAAUCGCAGACAGAAGGCCAGGGAUGGGAGUCUGUCGAGCCUGGGAUCGAUGGUAUCCUGAAUACAGGGGCUGCAUUGCUCGCCCUUGUUGCACAUUGCAAGCAGAGACUCCAAAUCACCUCUCCAUCUGACGAUGAGCUUCGUCGGCGGAUAGAGUCUGCUACUGCAUCUCUCAAAGACCAGCUUGAGGCUUGGGAUGUGGCUAGUGCUGAUCGUGUUGGCUUCGAGAUCCUUCUGCCUUCAAUUCUCCGUUUGUUGGAGCGCGAGAACCUUACAUUUGAUUUCCCAGGUCGACCAGCCCUCAUGAAAUUGAACCAGACGAAGCUAUCAAAAUUGAAGCCGGAGUUCCUAUAUUCGAAACAAAAGACAACCGCACUCCAUUCUCUUGAGGCUUUUGUGGGGAUGAUUGACUUCGAUAAAGUCAGUCAUCACAAACAAUCUGGCGCCUUUAUGGCCUCUCCAUCUUCAACCGCUGCCUAUCUAAUGUAUUCUUCUUCAUGGGAUAACGAGGCAGAAGAGUAUCUGUGCAAUGUUAUUCGGAAUGGAGCUGGCCAAGGCAAUGGUGGUGUACCUAGCGCCUUUCCGUCAACUUAUUUCGAAAUGACAUGGGUUCUCACCACUCUCUUAGAGAACAGCUUUACUGUUUCCGAUAUUGGAGAAAAACAAGCGCAGUGUGCAGCUGUUUUCCUUAAAAAGGCCAUUGAAGAGCAUAGUGGUCUACUAGGAUUUGCAUGUAAUCUGGAAGCAGAUGCAGAUGAUACGGCCAAAGCUUUACUUGCUUUGAGUAUUCUCGGUGAUCAUACCUCCCCAACCGGGUUACUUAAGGAGUUUGAAUGCGAGACGCAUUUCCGUACAUAUAAAGGGGAACGAAAUGCAAGUUUCUCCGCAAACUGCAAUGUUUUGCUUGCGCUUCUCUCCCAGCCAAAUCCAUCCCUCUAUACAUCACAGAUUGAAAAGGCUACAAAAUUCUUGUGCAACAUGUGGUGGGAAAGCGAUACAUUCAUUGAAGAUAAAUGGAGCGUAUCACCAUACUACCCGUACAUGUUGCUGACAGAAGCACUCUCGAAGCUUCUGGCCGUAUGGGAUUCCGGAAACCUGCCAUCAUUUCCUAAAACUCUCAUUCGCGAUCGAGUUCUCAUAUCUAUUUAUCAAGCGUUGAUUCGUACAUUACAGAAGCAGAAUCCUGAUGGCUCCUGGGGACACCGCGGAUCCCGAGAGGAAACCUCCUACGCAAUUCUCACCAUAUUAAAUGCGUGCUGCAUACCACAUUUGGACUCUCUUUUCCCGGUUAUCGAUACAUCGAUUGACAAUGGUCGGCAAUUCUUGGAGCUACACUCUGGCGAAGCUCCAGACCCUCUCUGGAUAGAAAAAGUCACAUAUGGAUCGGCGGUUCUAUGCGAGAGUUAUGUUCUGGCAGCUCUUAAAUCGCAUCACAAGCGUGAACAAGCUUUGGCUAACAUCCGCUCGCUCGUUGAUGUACCGGAGAAAUCUGUCAAAAAAUAUGUCGCAUUCUAUUCCAGUCUCCCACUUUUUUCAGGUAUGGAACCUUGGAAGGUUCGUGCUGCAUUAAUCGAGGCGUAUCUUUUUCUUCCGCAGCUGCGUCAAAUCCGACUAGACGUCUUCCCUCGUACUCACAUGGAAGAGGACAAGUACUUCGAAUAUAUCCCCUUUACAUGGACUGGGAACAGCAACCACAACAACACUUUCCUCCCAACGAAAACACUGCGAGAUAUGAUGAUCCUUUCUUUCCUCAACUACCAAGCCGAUGAGUAUAUGGAAGCCGUUGUCGGGAGAUACUUUGGCACAGAAAAUGAGGCUAUAAUUUCCCUGAUUGAUGAUAUAUUUUCGGAUAUCGAAGACAGUCUGAAGGGUGCGACAAACAUGGAGGAAGAUGGUAGCCCAGCUCUGAAGAAGAUGAAAUUAACAAAGCAUCAUUCAGCGUUCAGUGGCAGUUCACCCACGAAACUGGGAAAUGGACACCGGACCAAAGAAUCCAACAAUGGCACGGAUACUCCAGGCCAGAAAAAGUUACAGGCCGGCCCUUCCCUUCAGGACGUAUCCGAAGUCCUACGAUCGUUCAUCAAAUAUAUAAUGCUUCACCCUUGCGUUAGCGAGGCCACUUCUUUGGAUCGCUCCCGUGUCAAAACAGAGCUACGAACAUUCCUCCUAUCACACAUGGAACAAUCCGAGGAUAACAUGCAAUUUUCCAAACAGCUUGACCAACAGGGUAGCAAGGCGGACAUAACCUUCCAGAAACCACGUUCUAGUUACUACAACUGGGUGCAUACGACCUCCGCUAAUCAUACCUCGUGUCCAUACUCAUUUGCCUUCUACCAGUGUCUUCUAGCUACAGAGCAAAAGAACCGUACCGCUGCAAGUCUCGGGAUCCAGCAAAGGUACAUCUCAGAGGCUAUGUGUCGCCACCUUGCUACUCUUUGUCGCAUGUACAAUGACUAUGGAUCCGUGGCUCGAGAUAGAGAUGAGAGAAAUUUGAACUCUGUUAAUUUUCCUGAAUUUGCUCCAUCGUCUCCAUCUGACGGGGGCUCUGAUGACGAUUCUCUUCGGAAAGAGCUGCUUCUUCUUGCAGAGUAUGAACGCGAGCAGAUGGAGACGGCUCUUGGGAAACUUGAAGACCUGGCUGCAAACGACAAAGGCCAACAGAGGGUGUUGCAAAAGGUCCGGAUGUUCUGUGAUGUAACCGAUUUGUAUGGUCAGAUAUAUGUUGCCAGGGAUAUUGCAAGUCGGAUGUAA
Messenger RNA from Microsporum canis CBS 113480, 2943 nucleotides. Its product is annotated as ent-kaurene synthase. The transcript has 4 exons. The record is from RefSeq and is a predicted model, not a curated record. The coding region runs from base 1 to 2943 and encodes 980 amino acids. Gene Ontology annotation, molecular function: terpene synthase activity; magnesium ion binding. Lineage: Eukaryota; Fungi; Ascomycota; Eurotiomycetes; Onygenales; Arthrodermataceae. Gene Ontology annotation, biological process: diterpenoid biosynthetic process.